CCUCGGUCACACGCUUGUCAUCAUGAUGGAGGAAACGCAGGAGACUGUAGCAGCCGAGUGAAGAGGACUGAACGCUGCGGCUCCGCCACAUCCACACCGCUCGUUUCACCUGGUGCUGUUUGUAAAGAAACCCGGAUCCGGACUCAGCUCAGCGAGGACCCCGGAGGACUCCCAGCCGCAGACAUGAAGCACUUCCUCAGAGUGGUGACCCAGUUCUUCGUAUUCCUCUACUGUAAACUGCUGUGGAGGGGCCUGAAGUUUGUCGCCAGGAAGUUGACGGGACGCUGCGAGCUGCAGAGGAUCUGCUACAACAACAAGCAUGGAGCCCGCAGGACCCUGAAGAUUGAGUCGUCCCUGAGGUACUCCAAGAAUGGGCUGCUACAGUCGGCCCUCAGUGUCCAUCCUGAUAAAGUGGAUAAGACCAUCGACGACAUCAUGGCCUUGAAGAAGAUUAACCCGGACACCAACCCACAGCUGGGCAUCUCUCUGCAGGCCAGUCUGCUGCAGAUCGUGGGCUACCGGAGUCUGGUGAUGGAGGUGGAGAAGCUGCGCAGGGAGCCGUACGACUGUGAAAACUCGGAGCACGAGGAGAUGCUGAUGAAGCUGUGGAAGGAGCUGCGUCCCGACACACCUCUCACCGGACGCAUCUCUAAACAGUGGUGUGAGAUCGGUUUCCAAGGCAGCGAUCCCAAGACCGACUUCAGAGGAAUGGGUCUGCUGGGCCUCCAUAACCUGCUGUAUUUUGCCGAGCACGACAAGGCCACUGCUCUGCAGAUGCUCAACGACUCCCUGCAGCCGAAGCACAAUGAGAUUAACAAGCCUGAAUGGGAACAGAAGAACCUUGACAAGGCUAUUGGUUACUCGUUUGCCAUCGUGGGCAUCAACAUCACCGACCUGGCUCACUCUCUGCUGGUGAGUGGAGCUCUGAAGACUCACCUGUACAACGUGGCCCCGGAGAUGCCCAGUCUGCCGCACCUCCAGCAGACCUUCUGUUACCUGAUGCAGGAGUUCCACCGCUUCUGGGUCGAGGAGGAUCCCAGCGACAUCAUGGAGUUCAACCGGGUUCGCUCCAAGUUCCACCGGAGGAUCCUGCGACAGCUGAAGAACCCGGACAUGGCUCUGUGUCCCCACUUCGCCGCCUCCGACCUCCACCUGGUCAACCUCUAAACACACACACACACACACACACACACACACACACACACUGACACCCUCACCAUCCCCCCACUGAGCCAAGCAGAGCCCCCCCCGUGUCUGCCAUCUGAAAAUCAGAAAACUGGACACAUGUGGGGAGGCUCUGGUCCUUGUCUGCUCCGCCCACCUCGUCCCAGCUAGCGUCAUGUCGCGUCACUGCCAACAGCUCACACACACACACACAGACACACACAGCUACACACACAUGCACUGCCUCUGCGCCCUCACUGCAGCGUCAGACCACCAGCACCAGAGACGACCAUAGCGAUUGUAGCUGUGCAUGAGGAGGCUGCACCCCCCCCCACACACACACAGACUCAUCGUCACCUGUUGCUUUAAUGAUUCAUGACGAUUGUAUCACUCCCAAGGUUUAACUCACUUAAACCUUUUGCUUAUUUUAACAACAAACCAAAUCUUACUUUCCGAGCCCCUAAAAAAUGAUCUAACCCCAAGUGAUCAUCGGAUCAGAAAAUUCUGUCAAUCAGCUGCUCUGGUUUUUAAACUGAAGAGCUGUUGAGUUAUAAUGUACAUAAUGAAGAGAGAGAGAGAAGUGAAGCUGGUGCUGAUUCAAUCAAACCUCCCGGGGCCGGCUCGUCUCUCGACUCCGCCUGUUUGAGGUCAAUACUACAGAUUGAACUGUAGAUUCUUAUCAUGUCUACAUGACAUGAACACCUAAGACUCCUACUUGUUGCCAAAAAACAGUUUAUGGGUUUUUUACCCCGUCUUUUAUUGAAGAAUGUGGUUUUUCAAUUGAUUCCAUGUUCAGGUUUUUUUUAUGCUUUCGCUCAAAGUCACUGCUUGUGCUCAGAUUGGCUCUGCUUGUGCUCGAACACGGACUUCAGACUGAUUCCCUGCGCUCUAGCUUCAGCUCUUGCAUUUCUCCUCUUCUUUUUAUUUUGAUUUAUGGAAAAAGUCCUUCAGUAUUCCCCAAACAACAGUAAGUCAGGUGAAGUGAUGGCGAAUGAAAUUGAGCACGAGGAAGAGCAAAUCACACCAGAUGAAGCACAAGCAGGAGCCAGUGAAAGCAUCUGAAUGUGAAAUCAACAAUCACACAUUAACAAACCACGCUCUUUAAUAAAAGUAGGAAACAAACACAUGCAAACCACGAAUGUUGAGAACUUUAAAUCCAAGCAGCGGUUUGUUUCUCAUGAGCUCAAAUCUAAGUUUUGUAAACCUGUUAAAUAAUUCUCAUAAAGUUUUUUUUCAAAUAACUUGUUUGGUUGAGCUACAGAUUUUUUAAAUUAGAAGCAAUACUAUUAAUAUUUAAGACUCAUUUAUUCCCUUCUACGUGUCUACGCUGAAGAAACUAAUUUGAAAUAUUUUAUGAUUGUUGCUUUUACAGGUUUACAAAAAAUCUUUUGCCUUUUUUUGACUCCAUGCAUUUAUUGUGUCACGAAUGUUUCUCACGCUCACGAUUGUUUGAUUCUAUUAAUUCCUUCAUUGAAUGUGACACUGUGUCCACUGUUGUAUCAGCCAAAGCAAUAAUUUACAUUCACUCCACCGCACAUCUCCGAGCCUCAGUGUUUUGCUCUCGGACUCCGAGCUGGAAUAAUAAUGAUCGGAACAGAAGCUGCUGCUUGUUUUAUUUAAUAGAAAUGAGAUAUAACUGAGUCAUGAGCCUAAUGAUGGUGAACACACAUCUGACUGCUUCUCGUAAUGUCCAGGUUUGGGGGGGAGCGUCUUUGUGACAGUAAAAACCUGUUGGUCCUCCUCAGUGAGGUCAGAUGGGGGAUAAUGGGAACCAGUGAGGUCAUCGUGUCCUGGGAAUGAAAGUGGUUUCAGAUCCUUUCCACUAUGACGUCAUUUGCUUCAAGUAUUUCUGUCGAUUUUGACCCCGAUUUAUUAUCAUAUAAUGCUUUUUCUUUCCUCUAGUGUGUUAUAAAGGUUUUUCUGUGAUUAUAAAAACCUGAGCGGCGUGAACCACAGCGCCACCCAUUGACCGUACAACGGAAUUACAAUUUAACCCCCAAAACCCCUAUUCACCACCAUAAAUCAGAAGGGAGGUGAACGUGACAAUUAAAAGGCUAAAGAUGGAAACGUUGACCAGCCACUCAAUGUUUAGAGGAGUCUACACAGACACAUGUCACUGUCACUGCCUUUAUUCAGUUUUUCACCAGUUCUCCACCAGUUAAUCAAUUAAGAGGUAAAAUGGUUGAUUAAUUCACAUCAGAAAUGUGAGGAACAUCUAUAAAACAUUAUUUAAUUUCACUGAGAGAAUCCUUCACUGUCUUUGAUUAUUAUCUCAGCUCCGAGUCACACUUUUGAUUUUCACUGAACGACAAGUGAAACAAAAGCUUAAAUCUGUCUCACGUCUUCUUCUACUUCACCGUGUUGCUUCUCGUCAACACGCGACCACCGUGUUCGUCACACGCGAGCGAUGGCAUCGUGCGUUCGAUGCCGACGGCUCCGACUAAUAUUCUUCUCUCUUUUGCUGCCAUGCCUGCACUUGUUGAUUGUGUUUGAAUCGUGUGGAGUAUCUCUGUCUCAUUGAAGUGAAUGUCAACGCUUCUCGUCAGUAUUUACGCAGCCGUUUACUUCGCUGAACGUCAGUCGCUGGUUCCAUCUCCUGCUUGCAACUUCCUUUACUCUGCUAUGGUCAGCUGAAAAAAAAAGAAGCAGUUUCCUUUGUGAUAUAGUGAAUUUAGAGAUUUGUGGUAUUUGGAGUAUGAGGGCCGACGUGUCUCCGGAUCCUUUAGAUGAAGUUAGCUACAUGCUGCUGUAUAUUCUGCUUCGAAGCUGCCUUGAAGACUGCGAUCUGCAUGCUGAUGAUUUCCAGUGUUCUUCAGUAAAGCCCAAAAUACAGUACUCCUGGAUAUUGUACCGAUGUGCUUCGUUUGUCUGUGUUGUCCUUUUUGAGAACACAAUAAAAAACUGAUCAUUGA
Messenger RNA from Platichthys flesus (European flounder), 4076 nucleotides. RefSeq names its product ELMO/CED-12 domain containing 1 (gene elmod1). The record is from RefSeq and is a predicted model, not a curated record. Gene Ontology annotation, molecular function: GTPase activator activity. NCBI's taxonomy places the organism in Eukaryota, Metazoa, Chordata, Actinopteri, Pleuronectiformes, Pleuronectidae. Bases 184 to 1167 code for a protein of 327 amino acids. The transcript is spliced from 11 exons.